CUUCACCAUAUUAUUUCUUGUCAGUGCACUGAAAAAUCUACACAUGUGUACAUAUGAUACCUCUAAGAAGCAACAGAAAGAUGCUUAAGAAAAACUGGAAAAAUAAAGGUUCAUUACCUUUUACAUAACAUUGUCAUUCAAGUGUGGCAUAAACAGGGACUAGCUUAACACCUCACAGACAUGGUAUAACAUUUCUGCUCAAAAUGAACAGACACUGCAAAUAGUCUCUGAUUCAAAGGCAAUGACUGAGACACCCUUUCUUUGAGAGGCGCUGUCACAGUUCCAAACAUGAAACUCUACUGGCUUAUGAUCUCGGCUGGAACACUGUUUUUGAAUACAGUCACUGCUGACUGCAACAUAACUUCCCAAACUAUUGCUUGUGAGGAGUCUGGAAAGAACAUCUUUAAUAUCUCUCUCAAACUUUUUCAAAAUAUUACUAAAUUAAGCCUCAAAAACAAUAAAAUCACUUUAGAAGAUCAUGACAAAGAGAUUCUUGGACAUUUUAUCAACCUCACUGAACUUCAUCUGAAUGAAAACAACAUUACUGUACUGAACAAUAACAGCUUCUACAAUAUGAAAAAUCUCGUAACUCUGGAUAUUAGCAACAACUGUAUUAGCACAGUUCAUAAAGCAGCAUUUGCAGGAUUGAAUCAACUCUCAGUGUUGAAUCUGUCCUAUAACACGAUUGCUCAGCUGGAUUCAGACACAUUUGCUUCUUUAGAAAGUCUGACAGUUUUAGAUCUACAGUAUAAUUUCCUGAAAUAUUUUCAUAUAAAAUCAUCUUUUAAACCAAUUAAAAUUGUUUUAGCUGGAAACCCAUUGAUCUGCUGUGACCUCCUUGACUUACAGAUAUGGCUAACUGCCUCCAAUGUGACAUUGGAAAAUGAAAGCAACACUACAUGUACAUUGCCAAACAAGGAUAAAAUCUCCAUCAACAUGGCAGCUAUUCAAACAGCUGACUGCAAAAUUGAAAAGACUUCUUUAGAAAACACUGCAACUUCCACUCCUGCUGUUAAUCUUAGAAGUAGUGCCUUAAUAACAGCUCUGACUCCAAACAACAUCACUGGAAACAACGGCACUCGUGCAGAGUUACCACUUGUUGGCAAAAGCUGGACCUUCCUAGCGGGUGUCCUAGGGUUUGUCCUAAGCACCACACUCCUGAUUUUUACUGCUGUAAAAUGCCCGGCAUGGUAUCACUACUUGAUCAGCUACCGUCACCGUCGUCUGAAAGAAAAUGAUUCAGAGAUGUUUGAACAGGAGUUCUCAGCUGACAUGAGUCCUUCUCCUUCAGUAUCAGGUACAAGCAGUGAAGAACCCAUUGUAAUAUUUGAGAAAGUUCAUGCAUGUGGAGACGAAGAAGAUGGAUUCAUUGAGGAUAAAUACAUAGAUGUUUAUGUAAAUGAGGAGCGUUAAUGUCUUAAAUGACAGAUGCUGAACUGACAUUUCAAAAUGUAGGACACUUCUAUUUUAUGCUUUGUUACAUACAAUACAGAAUGAAAUCAUUCAGCCUAUCUCCUCUCAUCUUGCCAAUUCCAUAACAAGAUUUUGCUGCAUCAAUCAUAAAGUUAAAAACGGGGUCAUAUGCAUGCAUUAUUAGCACAACAAAUACUUCAAAACAUGCAAAAAAUACUCAUAAUCCACUUUUUAUAAAAAUGUAUUUGGCUACUUGAAUUGGUGGGCUUAGUGUAUUUUGUUUAACAUGAACAAAGUAGCAGGUGAAACAGGCAUAAUCAUUAAUGUUUCAUUGCAAAGAGGUCUAGAAGAGAAAAAUAAUUUCUCUAAAAUGUUGAAGCCAUCCACAGCUAGACUGAGAGCUGGCUCCAAAUCAAUGGUGUAACAGCUCUGUAGUCUAUUAGGCAAAACUAACACAAUCAGAGAGUGGAGCAUUUGGGUAUAUUUUUACCCAAAUUAGCAGAGAAAGAAAGACCAACUGCUGUAUUCCCAAAAAUGUUUAUGUACAGUGCAAUGAUGAAUUAGCCUUACUGCACUGCUACCGAAUCAAGUAUUUUCUCUUCAUAUUUUCUUAACACUUAAAAAUGCGUUCAGGGUAGAACAGACACAUUUGUGAAUUGCUGAAAACUACAGUAUUAAUGCAAUGUGACAUUAUUAGCCAGCAAGCUGGUUGCUUUGGAGUGCUUAUUGGUACAUAAAAUCUCAUUGCUGAGAUUGCUUUCACUGGCAACAAGCAGGAUCAUACAGCUUUCUCCUGCACCUCUCUUGUGCCAAAAUUAAGUAUCUCAAAAACUCACCCUCUGAGCCUAUCACUACACAAGCCAUUUUCACAGCUUACAAAUUCUUAUUGCAAGCACGUCACCAACCUCAUCUUUCCCUCUACACAACCCUACUUUAGCAGUCAGACAAAGGUCUAGUUCCCACUCCCGCUUGCUUUCUUCACUCUGCUACUCCACGACAAAACUCCCAAAACUGACAGCAGGUUGCCGAAAGACAGGAAUCUCCACAGCCAGCUAACUCUUCCUGGAUGGCAAGGCCAUUAUCUUCAGAGGAGUAACUAGAGUUUAAUACCAGGAACUCCAGCUGCAACCCGGCAGUAAUGUAUCAUCUUGAAACUGUUCAGGUAUCACUAGUGAUAUACAUUGCACCAUUAGGGUGCAAUUCUCCCAAGCUGAGUCAUGAGAAGUUGAGUUAUUCAAAGAUGAAAAACAUACACUUAAUGUACUUACGUUUGUCUUUCUGUGAAAAUUUUAUCUAUACUCUGAGCGUCUCGGUCAUUCUGAACCUUUAACUUAAAAAAAAACCACAAACAACUGAAAUACAAUCAAGUUUGUAAUAAAUCAUGCAAUCAUAUAGAUUGGAAAACACCUCUUAACAUGAUUAAGUUCAACACUUAACACUGACAAGUCCAUCAUUAAACCACAUCCCUAAAUACAAUAUGUAUACAUCUUUCAAAUACUUCCAAAGAAAUUGAUUCAGUUACUAUUUCUGUGGGUUCUAUUCCUAAAACACUUAGUAAUGUACUGUUUAAAACUACACAGAUAGGAUGAAAAACAUUCUUCUCUUUAUGACACAAACAUUGUAUCUUUAUUAUUCAAUGAAAUUCAAGCAAAAAAAAGUUGCUUUGACCAAGAAACAUUCAGGUCAUUUUUCAACUUACCAAAACAACCUUUACUGAAAGUGAUUUCUUUUCCUUAUGGACAAACUGAUCAUAAGAAAUAAAAUAUGCAUGAUGCCAUUCAUGCCUUAACAUCUAGAGGAUGUGUUAGAAAAUAAAUAAGGAAAGCAAAGGAAGAACAAAACUCUUUGAUUUUUUUAAUGGCUAUGUCAUAGAUGUAUUAAAUAUUUUUUACACUGGAGACAUUUAAAAGGCUGAAGAAAAAAAGAGAACAUAAUGUCCAGAAUACCAGGAAGCUUUACCAGGCAGUGGAAUCUCUUUAAAUUUGCCUCUCCUAAGACAAGUGUUCUGAGCUCCCAAAAAAGAAAAAAAAUAACAAAGAUAUUUUAACACUCAUAAUUUGGAUUGGGAUAACACCCUUCUCAAAUUUAAAUCAAGGAAAACUAUCACAGGGCUGUUAAAACAAGACUUCAGGCAAUUGUCUUACUGCUAACAUGUUGCCAACAUUAUGAAUAAUUUAACUGGAAAAAAAUGGCUAAGUUUUAAGUCAGUGCUAAUGCUUUUUUAGAUAUGUCACACAUUCACAGCACCAAGAAAAUAACAUAUCAUUUCACUGUUAAAACACAGAAAAUAUCUCAAUUCUUACCAUAUUGUAAUCACGGAUCACUUCUGCCAUAUCUGUACUGGUGUUAAGUAUAUCCACAACCUGAAACAAGACAGAAUUCCAAUCUGUUACUGCUCUCCUUUUCCUUAAAAAAACCAAUCAAAUGGUUCAAGAAAACACAGAAAAUUUUGGUUAUUGCAAAUGGAAAAAACAUGAUUUGGGAAUCUGAAUAGGUCACGUGUCAUUUUCAGGAAUAAUCAUCAUUAUAUGUCGCUGUUCUAAGCACUAACAUAUUACACAGCACUGAUUUCUUAAAUCUAUAUGCAGACGCUUCUCCUAACUUUAUAGUACACUUUUUGUUUUCCUCUGUUUUCAUUUCUUUCCUUUCCAACAACUGAAUAAAGUCAGUAUUAACCAGUAUACUUUUACACAGAAAUGCCAAGAAAUUAUUUGGAAUAAAGCAAAAGCAUUACAACGUAAGUAAGAGAAUAAGUGGGAGCAUUCAGUAUCAAAGUUUGACAGCAGCAUACCAUGUUGAAGUCUGCUAGUUGACCUUGAAGAUCUUUGAUUUCACCAGCUAAAGCCUCCGCCCUAAAUAUGAAACAAAAAGUCAAACUUCAAAUGGUAACAUUUGCACAUGUAAAAAUAAAACAACGAAAAAUUGAA
Messenger RNA from Oenanthe melanoleuca, 4340 nucleotides. It is a transcript of the gene LRRC19, whose product is annotated as leucine rich repeat containing 19. The record is from RefSeq and is a predicted model, not a curated record. Gene Ontology annotation, biological process: positive regulation of non-canonical NF-kappaB signal transduction; interleukin-8 production. Gene Ontology annotation, molecular function: signaling receptor activity; protein binding. Gene Ontology annotation, cellular component: plasma membrane. Bases 289 to 1413 code for a protein of 374 amino acids. Lineage: Eukaryota; Metazoa; Chordata; Aves; Passeriformes; Muscicapidae. The transcript has 6 exons.